UCGGUUUUUGAGCCCCUUGUUUGAGAUUGCAUUAGUGCGAACUGCUGUUAUCAACACUGUGCCUGUAGGUCGCCUUGGCAAUGGCUGGAUCUCCCCGCGAAAUUCCCCGCUCGCGGCCGCCCUCGGAAACCUUCUGGGGCGUGGAAACCUCACUUAUUCCCGUCACAUCGCACAACGCCCUCGCGUCACAUCCAUGCAGCAUCAGCCAGAUCGUCAUUGUCAUCCCAUCUGACAGUAUUUCCGCUGCACCAGUCGUAAAAGAAGAGCGAAUGCGCCCAGCGCAUCAUGAAGGAGGAGGUUGGCUAUGCCUCAACAAGUCCCGAGGCUUCAUCCAACUCGCUCACAACAGGUGACCUGCCACCAAAGAAGAAGCAGAGGAGGAACAAGCCGACCCUGAGCUGCGAAGAAUGUGUCGAGCGCAAGACCAAGUGUGAUCGCACUCGGCCUGAUUGUCUGGCGUGCAUCAAGCGACAAUCAGUGUGCAAGUACUCCGAAAUUGCGAAUUUAAUCGCAUCAGGAACAGAUGGCGUUGGCGCCGCGCGAGGCUCGGGUCGAUCAAGGAAGCAGCAGCAGAAACCCACCCAACUUCAGCUCGGCAGCAAUACGGAGUCAAAUCCACUUCCUGUUCAGGUACAUACUCAAGUACCAACGCCGGUCAGGACGCAUUAUCGUAGUGCCUCUCUGUCUUCAUCUGGAUCUUCGCCAUUCUUGCUGUCCAAUGUGCCGUUCUCGAGCAGAGCACCCCAGCCGUUCUUCGGCUUGGGCUCUGAACAUCCCUUUGCCAACUAUUGGACUAGUCGGGGAGGGCUUGCUGAAGUCGUAGGUGUACUGCCGGCGAAAGAGCAGGCCGACAUUCUUGUCGAUAAGUACUUCGAUGCUGUCGACCCUGUGUAUCCCAUGAUACACCGGCGCAACUUCUAUGCCGAUUAUGAGCGUUUCUGGGCCAUGACCCCCGCGGAGAGGCAGGUGGCUGACCCAGUGAUGGUCGCUCUGCAUUUUGUGGUUUACGCCAUGGGAACACAAUUCAUACACAUACCAUCGAACUCGGAAAGGGCACAGAUAGCCGAGUUUUACGUCUCGGCGGCACAACAGGCACUCAGGUUGUCAUCGUACCUAAGUAGAGCUUCGGUCAGGACCCUGCAGGCUAUGGUGCUGAUUGGCUAUUUCCUGAUGAACGAUAACCAUGCUUCUGAUGCCUGGGCAUUUGGUGGUGUUCUAGUACGGCAAGCCUAUGCGAUGGGUCUGCAUCGUGACCCAGAUGUCAUAGCAUCACGCUGUUCACGAAGCGACAAGCAACAGCGGCGCAAGCUGUGGCAAGCCAUCUUCUUCCAAGACACCUUCCUCACCGUCCUUUUGAAGCUGCCACCAACAACAACAUUCUCUGACGUCCGCCCAGAAUCCCUCGAUGACUCCCUCGACGACUACGCCAUGCCUAAUGGCUCUUCAAAUGGUAGCACUGACCCCGUACUGAACCCAAUGAGCAUCACUCACAUCGCCCAACUCAAAGACGUCUACCCAUCCUACGAACUCUCCGACCGCCGAUACAUCCGUUCAAUGUGGCACAUGGCCAAUCUCGUCUCACGCACCGUCUGCACGCCGCGCUCCCUCUCCACACCUCUGACCACCUCUCUAUCCCACAAAACCGCGCUCGUCGAAGAGUACUUCGCUCUGCACAGAUCGUUUCCCCAAGAACUUACCGUCUCUGACCCAGCCGCGAUCGCACGGCUUGCCGAGACAAAUCCACGCUCCUUACGGCAGAACCUCUUCUUUCGCAGCAACUUUUGGCACUGCGUCAUGGUGAUCCAGUCAGAUGAGAACCUGAGCGAGGGCUAUGCAUGCGAGGUCAGGGGGUGUCUGGAGGCUGCGCGUAUGGCGGUGCAGAGUUUCUUCCAUUUCUGGGAGCAUCUGAGGAUCGACGCAAGCGUCUGGUGGGUGUUCCAGCACCGGGCUUUCGAGGAGGCCCUGCUCAUGGCACGUAUCUUGGGGCAACAAGAACAGCCUAUCAGCCCGGGCCAUAAUGGGCCGCCGUCUACAGAUCCCCUGCUGAUGGCAGCGAAGGAGGAUGCGCGCAAGUGUCUUGAGAUUCUGGAUGUUGUGGGAAUUGCGCCCGAGAUGCAGAAAACGAGGACCGAGGUGCUGAGGACUGCGUUUGCGGAUAUCCUAUGGUGAGCACAGGGUAAGCUUGGUGAGCGAGCAUUUAUUGAUUAUCGAUACCUCUGUUGUAAUGUUUGUUAGUGUACGCAAUCUACAUAAUAAUGUGACAAGA
Messenger RNA from Boeremia exigua, 2266 nucleotides. Its product is annotated as fungal-specific transcription factor domain-containing protein. Gene Ontology annotation, biological process: DNA-templated transcription; regulation of DNA-templated transcription. NCBI's taxonomy places the organism in Eukaryota, Fungi, Ascomycota, Dothideomycetes, Pleosporales, Didymellaceae. The transcript is spliced from 5 exons. Gene Ontology annotation, molecular function: DNA binding; DNA-binding transcription factor activity, RNA polymerase II-specific; zinc ion binding. Gene Ontology annotation, cellular component: nucleus. The record is from RefSeq and is a predicted model, not a curated record. Bases 286 to 2169 code for a protein of 627 amino acids.